Molecule: messenger RNA, 1917 nt
Organism: Lodderomyces oxycetoniae
Lineage: Eukaryota; Fungi; Ascomycota; Pichiomycetes; Serinales; Debaryomycetaceae
Product: MSW1
Exons: 2
Coding region: 1-1917 (638 amino acids)
Biological process (GO): mitochondrial tryptophanyl-tRNA aminoacylation
Cellular component (GO): mitochondrial matrix; protein kinase CK2 complex; mitochondrion
Molecular function (GO): protein kinase regulator activity; tryptophan-tRNA ligase activity; ATP binding
Source: RefSeq, a predicted model, not a curated record
AUGGCCAACGAUGAAUACGUUACCGACUCUAGUUCGGAUUUCACCGAGUAUUGGAUAGACUCCUUUUUAGGGAUUAAGGGAAAUGAGUAUUUUUGCGAUAUCGAUGAUGAAUAUAUACGCGAUCGGUUCAAUUUGACAGGCUUGAAUCAGGAGGUGACAAAAUUACCCACGUUGAUAGAUAUAAUAACCGAUGUUAUUGAUAUUGACUCACAGCCCGAAGAACAUAGGGAGGUUUUGGAACACAAUGCGAGAAUCCUAUACGGCUUGAUCCAUGCAAGGUACAUCCUCACAACUCGAGGUUUGAACAAGAUGUUUGAAAAAUUUAGAAAUGGCGAUUUCGGUUAUUGUCCAAGAGUACACUGUCAGCUCAACCCUCUACUACCAAUAGGCUUAAACGAUCAGCCCCGAAUGGCGAGCGUGAAGUUAUACUGCUCAAAAUGUGAGGACUUGUACAACCCAAAAUCCGGACGUCAUUCUGUUAUUGAUGGUGCAUACUUUGGUACAUCAUUCCCAGCUAUGUUUUUCCAAAAUUUCCCAAACAUGAUCCCGGUGCAUCUGAAAGAUACUUAUGUUCCUCGGGUUUUUGGGUUCAAGUUACACGAAUACUCGAAAUUAAAUAGAUGGAGAGAAUUACAGCGUUUGAAGUUGGAGAGAAGGCUAAUGAAAAAUGGUAUACAGACAAAUAAUGUUGUUGGUGGAUUCAUAAUGGAUAAUCCCAAUGGUGCUACAAACAGUAGCUAUGCAGAUGAACAACGCAACUUGAGAAGUAUGCUUUCGAGGAGAAUUGUGGCCAUUACUAGGAAUGCGAGGUAUAUCACCACCACCACCACCACCACGCAAAAGGUACCCAGUGUACAACAAGUAGGCGUAUACGAGACACUUCCAUCACACUCGCGUGUGUUUUCCAUGAUUCAACCGACUGGACGUAUCCAUUUAGGAAAUUACCUUGGUGCAGUCAAAAGCUGGCGCACAUUAUCUGAUACAAAUCCCGAUAGUGAGUUUAUCUUUGGGAUAGCAGAUCUUCAUGCAUUUACUGUACAGAAGCCUGCUUCUCAAUUGAAAGAAUUUCGACAUCAAGCUAUUGCGAGCUUGCUAUCUUGUGGACUAGACAUUUCGAAAUGUGUUUUGUACUUUCAGUCUGCUAUCCCCGAACACCUGGAGUUGAAUUGGUACUUGACGUGUUUGACAAGUAUGGGCCAGUUAAACCGCAUGUCUCAGUGGAAACUGAAAGCACAGCAAUCACAGAAUAGUACUAUUUUAGAUGACACGGUGAUUGAAGCAACUAAAGCAGGACUUUUUUGCUAUCCCGUCUUGCAAGCGGCCGAUGUAUUGCUUUACAAGUCUACUCAUGUACCGGUAGGCGACGAUCAGACACAGCACUUGGAAUUAUGCCGUAACAUUGCACGAGCAUUCAAUAGUUUUUACCAAGUUGAUUUCUUCCCUAUACCAAAAACGCUAUUAACUCCAGCUAAGAAGAUAUUGAGUUUGAAAAACCCCGAGAAAAAGAUGUCGAAAUCGGAUCCUGUUCAAGCUGGUUGUGUGUACGUUACUGAUACGCCAGAUGAGAUUUUUCGUAAAGUGAGAAAAGCUACGACUGAUUCCAUCCAGGGACCUUGGAACUUUGAUCCCGUUUCGAGACCAGGUGUAUCGAACUUAAUCAGUAUUGUGUCGGGUCUAACCGACAAGUCGAUUGAAGAGACAGUUGCCAGUCUCCAAGUGUUGAAAGACCACAAGGCGUUAAAGGAUUAUGUUUCCAAUUUGAUCAUUGAUGAAUUCAAAGAAAAGAGACAAUUGUAUGAUGAGUUGUUGAACGAUAAGGCAUACCUCGAUAAGGUGUGUAACAAAGGUCGCGACAAUGCUAAAGAGAUGGCUCAAAAGAAUAUACAACAGAUUAAGCAAAUCAUUGGCAUGGACUGA